AUGUCCCCAGCCUGCGCCAUACCACCCGUGGAGUACAGUCCUGCCAAAGCUCCAUUACUGCAGCCCCUAGAAUACACCCACCUGUCCAGUAGAAAGACGCUACCCGCUGUCUGGAUGAGAGCAGGCACGUCCAAGGGUCUGUUCCUCCACCGGCGUCAUCUCCCGGCGUCCACUCACCUCUGGGAGCCGAUCCUGCUGUCGGCCAUGGGGUCCUCGCAAGGCGACGGCCGGCAGAUUGACGGCGUGGGCGGUGCAUCGUCGACGACGUCCAAGGUUGCUGUGGUGGAGGGGUCAAGCCGCCCUGAUGUCGAUGUGGAGUAUACAUUCGUACAAGUGGCCCCUGACCAACCGCGUAUCGACAUGACAGGGAACUGCGGCAAUAUUGCCUCCGGCGUGGGCCCGUUUUCGCUAGACGAGGGGAUCGUGAGGGCUGCGCCGGGACAGAAAGAGAUCGACAUUCGGACCUACAAUACCAACACCGGACAACACAUCGUGGAAACCGUCCAGGUCGCCGCGGACGGGUCCUUCCAAGAAGAGGGCGAGUGCCGGAUCCCCGGAGUCGCAGGCGCAUCCAGUCCCAUCCGAUUAGCGUUCCUGAGCCCCGGUGGCAGCAUGACGGGCCAGCUCUUCCCAAGCGGCGCGCAGCAGGAGACGUUGACCGUCCAGUCGCGCACCGUCGGGACGUUCGACGUGCGAGUCAGCCUAGUUGACGCCGCCAACCCGUUUGUUCUCGUCGACGCAGCUUCCCUGCCAAUGCCACUGCCGCCCUACACCAUAUCGCCCACUGGCGACAGCAACAGCAACCCCAACAAUCCGGCAUUCCUGUCCGUGGUCGAGGACAUCCGCCGGGAAGGCGCCGUGCGGUUCGGGCUGGCCGCUGAUCCGCAGGCGGCGGGCAAGGUGCGCGGCACUCCCAAGAUCGCCCUGUUGUCUUCGGCGGCGGAGAAUGACGAGGCUGAUAUCCGCGUCCUGGCAUUCACCAUGGGGAAGCCCCAUGCGAGUCUGCAGCUGACCGGUGCGGUGUGUGUGGGCGCAGCAACAGUCAUCCACGGGACGAUUGCGUGGGAGUUGGCCCGGAAGGGGAAACGUGGCACACGGCCCAAGCAUGGGAUGUCGGUGGGCCAUCACCAGAUUGCGCCUCCAUUGCCGGUGGGCAUUCGACAUCCGGCCGGGGUGAUCCCCGUGGAGGCUGUGUUGGGGAUGGACCAUAAGGGUGAGGUUAGUGUUGAUAAUGUAGCGGUCUUUCGGACGGCUCGGCGGCUUUUUGAGGGGAAUGUGUACUAUCAUGUAUGA
Molecule: messenger RNA, 1293 nt
Organism: Aspergillus thermomutatus
Lineage: Eukaryota; Fungi; Ascomycota; Eurotiomycetes; Eurotiales; Aspergillaceae
Exons: 2
Coding region: 1-1293 (430 amino acids)
Source: RefSeq, a predicted model, not a curated record